This is a messenger RNA of Triticum dicoccoides, 1697 nucleotides long. RefSeq names its product replication protein A 70 kDa DNA-binding subunit E-like. Lineage: Eukaryota; Viridiplantae; Streptophyta; Magnoliopsida; Poales; Poaceae. Bases 165 to 1490 code for a protein of 441 amino acids. The record is from RefSeq and is a predicted model, not a curated record. The transcript is spliced from 9 exons.
GACACCGGCCCAGGCUUCCGCCACUCCGUCCAAGCCCGAGACCUGACCCCUCUUCCUCCUCCUUUCUCCUUCUCCAGCAAGCUUCGUUCUUCUCGGCGACGGGGAGGAGAAAACCAGUUGCAUCUGCGACUUCGGUUCCGGAGCUUCAAGCCUUCCAGGCCAAAAUGGGUUCAGCUGAGGACGUGUUCACCCCACUGUCUCAGUUAAAAUAUGGAAUGGACAAAUGUAAAGUUCGGGUGCGCAUCUCGCGGCUGUGGGAGUCCUUCAAUCCAAAAAAUGACACUUUGUUCGGCCUUGACUGCCUUCUGAUCGACGAUCAGGGUAAAACUAUGCAGGCGCGUGUAGAACCCGGCGAUAUAGAGCGGUUUGAGCAUAGGCUAGUUGAAGGGAAGGUCUAUGCCUUGUCAGAUUUUCAUGUUGAUGUGCAGAGGGACUACUAUAUGUCAUGUAGCAAUGAGUGGACUAUGUACAUUAGAAGGCAGACGGUGGUCACUGAGAUAGGAGAUAUUGAUUCGAUUCCCCUCUACAGCUUUGAGUUUGUUAAUUUCAAGGAUCUCCGUUCUAGGUGUGGCGACAAAAGCUUAUUGACAGAUAUUCUGGGACACGUAGUAGGUGUCGGGGGGCUACAUGAGGUCACAAAAAGAUCCCGCGUUAUAGAAAUUUGCAAUGCAAGCAUUCGGGACUUGAGAGGAAAGGUACUUGGUGUCACACUGUAUGGUGAUAUUGCCUCUGGUUUUGCUGAAGAUAUGGCCGAGAAAGGCAAAGACGCCUCAGUUGUUGCUGUCUUUGCAGGGAUGUCUGUUGAUUCCUCAUCAUCGGAGUACUAUCUGGAUUUGGAAAUGCCAGAGGUGCAAGAAUUCCGUGCAAAUCUGCGCAUUCAGAAAGCAAACCCUGUCCCCAAAAAAACUCCAGCGCAGAAGUUAGCCGAGAGUUGGCGAACAAUCGAACAGCUAAAAAACCUUGAUCCAGAAGAGUAUGACGAGGAUACCACGUUUUUGUGCAGAGUCUCUCUGAUAGACAUAGAUUGCAGCAAUGGCUGGUGCUACCUUGGAUGCGACACCUGCCAGAAGUCCAUGUACGGGGCCCCAAGGAAAUACAAGUGCGCGCGAUGUGGCCCGAUCAAGAGGCCAGUUCAGUGGUACAAGCUGAAGGCGAAGGUGGAAGAUGCCACGGGCACAAUGGACCUGAUGAUCUUCUGCGAGGUGGCGGAGGAGCUGGUCGGUGUCUCUGCAGAGGGGCUCGUCGGUAACAUCGAGGAAGACGACGAGUGGUACGCCCUGCCCGACGAAAUCGAUGAUCUUAUUGGCUCGACGCACACCUUCCAGGUUUUCGACAAGUACGUGAACGGGAGCUUCACGGUGAGGUCGAUCAUGGACGAUGCUAGCGUCCCAGCCCCUCCUUCAGCCGCUAGUCAAUGCAAGGAGGUGGUGGACCCUGAGGGGAGCCAGAAACCUAACAAGCGCCUGCGAGGGGACGACUCGAUCAACUAGGGAAUGGGGGAGUAAUGGGACUAGUAAUAGUGUAUCUAGGGUAAUGCGUCUGAAAGGAUCAGGCAAUGGGUCUUUCUGUUAUUAUCCUUCUUCUACCUGGAAACUCCUGCAUCUACUGCUGUGGCUCCAUCUAGUGAUUGUGAUGGGCAACAGACCAGAAACCGUUUAACCCUCUUGAACAUUGUUUACCUCUACCUGGAUGCCGUU